Culex pipiens pallens (northern house mosquito) is the source of this 1726-nucleotide messenger RNA. Its product is annotated as polyubiquitin-B. Gene Ontology annotation, molecular function: protein tag activity; ubiquitin protein ligase binding. The record is from RefSeq and is a predicted model, not a curated record. The coding region runs from base 201 to 1346 and encodes 381 amino acids. Gene Ontology annotation, biological process: modification-dependent protein catabolic process; protein ubiquitination. NCBI's taxonomy places the organism in Eukaryota, Metazoa, Arthropoda, Insecta, Diptera, Culicidae. The transcript has 2 exons. Gene Ontology annotation, cellular component: cytoplasm; nucleus.
UUCGUCUGCAUUCAGUUUUCAGCCAGCGAGAAGAACAGUAGUGAAAAAUCGAAGCUCUCGGAAAGUGCACGGUAUUUUCUGCAACAAAGAACAAAAAAAAGUAGUCCAUUUUGUGUGAAUUCUUUUCUUGUGUGUUCAGGUGCAAGAAGUAGCAGUUUUUCCUUUAAAUCGUUUGCGCGUAAAUUCGCCAACUUUUGAGGAUGCAAAUCUUUGUCAAGACGUUGACCGGUAAGACCAUCACCCUCGAGGUCGAGCCGUCGGACACCAUCGAGAACGUCAAGGCUAAGAUCCAAGACAAGGAGGGAAUUCCCCCAGACCAGCAGCGUCUGAUCUUCGCCGGAAAGCAGCUUGAAGAUGGUCGUACUCUGUCCGACUACAAUAUCCAGAAGGAGUCUACGCUCCAUCUGGUCCUACGUCUGCGUGGUGGAAUGCAAAUCUUCGUGAAGACACUGACCGGUAAGACCAUCACUCUGGAGGUCGAGCCUUCCGAUACGAUCGAGAACGUGAAGGCCAAGAUCCAGGACAAGGAGGGAAUCCCCCCAGAUCAACAGCGUCUUAUCUUCGCCGGAAAGCAGCUCGAGGAUGGUCGUACCUUGUCGGAUUACAACAUCCAGAAGGAAUCGACCCUUCAUUUGGUGCUGCGUCUGCGUGGUGGUAUGCAGAUCUUCGUGAAGACGCUGACCGGUAAGACCAUUACUCUGGAGGUCGAGCCCUCGGACACCAUCGAGAAUGUCAAGGCCAAGAUCCAGGACAAGGAGGGAAUCCCCCCAGAUCAGCAGCGUCUUAUCUUCGCCGGAAAGCAGCUCGAAGAUGGUCGUACCUUGUCGGAUUACAACAUCCAGAAGGAGUCGACCCUUCAUCUGGUGCUGCGUCUGCGUGGUGGCAUGCAGAUCUUCGUGAAGACUUUGACCGGCAAGACCAUCACCCUCGAGGUCGAGCCCUCGGACACCAUCGAGAAUGUCAAGGCCAAGAUCCAGGACAAGGAGGGAAUCCCGCCAGACCAGCAGCGUCUGAUCUUCGCCGGAAAGCAGCUCGAGGAUGGUCGUACUCUUUCGGAUUACAACAUCCAGAAGGAGUCGACCCUUCAUCUGGUGCUGCGUCUGCGUGGUGGCAUGCAGAUCUUCGUGAAGACGCUGACCGGUAAGACCAUCACUCUGGAGGUCGAGCCCUCGGACACCAUCGAGAACGUGAAGGCCAAGAUUCAGGACAAGGAGGGAAUUCCCCCAGACCAGCAGCGUCUGAUCUUCGCUGGAAAGCAGCUCGAGGACGGUCGUACUCUGUCCGACUACAACAUCCAGAAGGAGUCGACCCUUCACUUGGUCCUUCGUCUUCGCGGUGGAAACUGAAUCAACACACAUCUACGACCGGGACGAGCCGCUUAGUCUCGUUCCGCCAAGCAGCUUCAAAUCUUAGUAUUCAAACCACAUUCGGUGUCGUGUUUUUUCUUCCCCCUUCACAGUAGAUGUUGAAUAAAUCCACCAGCAACUCCAAAUUCAAACACUCCGACCCCCCCUCAUUCCACGCCGGGGGAAGAACCCCCCGAACUCCAAAUUCCUCGUGUAUGUUUGUGUAGAAAAAGCCAACAAACUCGAUCGAGCCAGCCGCUCUCGAGUGCGGUUUUCCAUGUGUGUAGGUUUUUGGCCGGAAGGCUUUCUUUCUCCAGGGCACCUAUCUAGCUGCGCCACGAGCACUGAUAUCGAAAUAAAGAAAAUCCAACAAAAUGUAA